Molecule: messenger RNA, 909 nt
Organism: Staurois parvus
Lineage: Eukaryota; Metazoa; Chordata; Amphibia; Anura; Ranidae
Source: the annotation of a GenBank genome assembly
AUGUUCCGAUCUCAGAAGGGGACCAGCACAAAAGCCAAGCCCUUCUUGUGCACAGUGUGUGGGAAAUGGUUCAGCCAGAAAUCUCUGCUCAUCCAGCAUCACCGAAACCACACCGGGGAACGUCCCUACCCAUGCAUGGAGUGCAGCAAAAGUUUCACUUCAUGUUCUCUGCUCAUUCGUCACCAGAAGAUUCACACCGGUGAAAAACCCUUCGCCUGUUUGGACUGCAGCAAACGUUUCAGCGAAAGUUCCCAGCUAGUCCGCCACCAACGAACUCACACCGGAGAGCGACCGUACACAUGUAUAGAGUGCGGCAAGAGCUUCAGCGAGAGCUCCAAGCUAGUCAUCCACCAGCGCACUCACACUGGCGAACGGCCAUAUUCCUGCAGUGACUGCGGCAAGAGCUUCAGCGUGCGCUCGCACCUUAUUACACACCAGAGGACUCAUACGGGUGAGCGCCCCUACACAUGUAACCAGUGUGGCAAGAGCUUCAGCGAGAGCUCCAAGCUGGUAAUGCAUCAACGUAUUCACACCGGUGAGCGCCCUUACACAUGUGCCACCUGUGGCAAAAGCUUUAGCCAGCGCUCCGUCCUGGUCACCCACCAACGUAUACACACAGGCGAAAAGCCCUACACCUGUCCCGACUGCGGCAAAUGUUUUAUCGACAAGGUCGGCUGCGACCGGCACCGUGUUACACAUAGCAACGAAAAGCCUUUCCAGUGCCCCCUUUGUGGCAAGAACUUCAGUCGCAACUCCGACUACAACAAACAUCAACGUACCCAUACCCAUCAGCGCGUCCAUACUGGUGAAAAGCCUUACACCUGUAUUGAAUGUGGGCAGAGCUUCUGCUGGAGCUACCAAUUGGCCACUCAUCAGAAGUCCCACACGGCAGAAAACUCCUUCAUGUAA